UUACGCAGGAUGCAAGAGUAGAAAAUUGUAAUUAAACGGAUUUACGGCGAACUCUGCAUAUGUAUGGCAUGUAGCAUCUUUAGAUGAACUAGAUGACUAACUGCAGUUUUACCCUCCAACAUUUAAACUAUAGAUUUUGCCAAGUAACGCUAGAAAACGAUUGGUAACUCGAUUAUCGGUAGCUAAUUAGCGAACCAACUAGCUAGCACUACGAAACUUUGAAGCAAAUAAACUGCAGAUCCAUGCUUUAUUUUUGAUGUAACGUUAUCCUCAUAUAUUGGCCAAUAUAUGCACCAAAGAUAACGUUAGCGAACAUCAACACAGGAUAAACCAAGGGACGAGAUGAAGAAAAGAGGGGUGAAGACUCCCAAAGAGAGACAGAAUUCUGCGAUUGAGGACGACCCCUCCAGAGUCGCAGGACCGAGUGUUCAAGACAAGUCUACUGUUCAAAACAUAGAUGACUAUCAGUGCUGUGGCAGCCUAGAUGUAGAUUUCCCAGAAGUCUGUGCUCUGCUGGGAAUGACGGAAGUCCCUGCAGUAACCCAGCGGAAAAAGACCACCGCCUCUCAGAACACAGAGCAAAGCACCAUGGAGAGCAGCCAAUCGAACGUGCCCAACGGAGAAGAGACCACGCCCUGGUGCCCUAAGCCCCGCCUGCAGGUGGAGCUGGAGAACGAGGAGGACCCCCGCAGUGCCAGAGAGGUCAGGGUGCUCGGGUGGAAGGUAGACGAGAGAGUCACCCGGGCCCUCAACAAGACCCUGCCGUGCCUGACCAACCUGCAGCAACUACAUAUGUGGCAGGUGGGGCUGACUGGUCGGACCCUCUCCUCCCUGACAAACACAGUGUCUCUGUGCAGCAGUCUCAGGACAGUGGCUUUGGAAGGAACUCCUGUCCCAGAACAGUGUUUCCACCUGCUGAUGACAGAAGACAGCAAGCUCGUUCACCUCUCGCUGCGGAAUAACCGGAUUGGAGAGGAGGGGGCCCAGCUGAUUGGCGCAGCCCUGUCCACUGCCCGCGGGGCCAAUAAGAGCCUGCUGUCCCUCAACAUGGCCUUCAACUCUAUCGGAGACGCCGGCGCCCAGCACAUCGCCAAGGGCUUGCGUCUCAACCGCACUUUGCUGUGUCUCUCUCUGGGGUUCAAUCACAUCGGGGACGAUGGUGCCAGUUAUCUCGCGGAGGUUCUGGGGCCCUUCUCCCUGAGUCAUGAGGAGAUUGUGGAGAGGAGGAAGUUGCUGAGCAGGAAGGACCCUCAGGCGCUCAGCUCAGACUCCAGCCACGCCCCCUCCGUCCCCAGCAGCUCCUCCCUGGAGCGCACCGCCACCAAGGGCGGCAAGCCCGCCUCCAAAAAGAAGCCUCCGCCCAAGAAGGAGGAGAAGCAGGCGGCCAAUCAGGCGGCAGGGGCUGCUGCGAAGAAGGAGGACCAGAAAAAUGCAAAAAAAGGUGCCGAUGCUAAGGUUCCUCGGGGCAGAGGGUUGAAGUCAGGAGGCAGAGAGCGGAGUUUGUCUGCGUUAGAUACUGAGACCAGCGGCUCACAGAGUAAGAUCGCUGAAGCCACAGAGAUGGUGAGCCCCCUACUGGACACAGACGCACAGCACGGCCAGGGGCGCAUCCUGCUGCCAGGCAACAACGUCCUCACCUCCCUCAAUCUAUCAGGGAACAGGCUGACGGAGCGCUCUCUGAGUUUGUUCCUGAAGGCGGUGAAAGAGCAGGAUGAUGGUGGUCUCCUCCGCCUCUCCCUCUCCAGAAACCGCUUCCCACUCCUGAACUGCGAAACAUACCAGAAGAUCCAGGAAGUGAUGAAGUGCAAAGAUCCUCUGAGCAAGAACAUUCCAGCAGCGGUGCGGGAGGAGCAGGGUCGCUCAGCCGAGAGUCAGAAUCUGACCGACUCCGGGGAGCUGGGUCAAAACAGCACGCACAAAGAAGGGCACAGACAAACCGCAAACAAGUCCUAGUUCACCACUCCCCACCCCACCCCACCCCGACACUCGUGUGCUCCUGAAAAACAUCGUUCAUUAUUUAUAUUUCAACACCAUGUGUGCCAUUCUUCAAAGCGCUCGUUACCGGACCAGCGGUAGGAUGGAGUGAACCAAUGUAUUGUCAGCGUCUGUAGUCGUGUAUUUUUUAACAAAUGAUUCACUGACAUCUGGCGGUCACUGUGUGUUACUGCAUGAAAACGUAAAACUCCGUAGAAACGGUAAACAUGAAGGGAAAACACAAAAUGUAAGCAUGUAAACAUGAACAAUAGACAUCCCUCCCUCUGCACAAUUGUGCUUUUAGAUUUAGUCGUACAGGCCCACUGGUAUUUCAAGAAGUUCUUUGGGGAGCCAACAUUAAUAUUAUCUCUACACAUCCAUAAAAUCAUUUGGUACAUUAUCACUUAGGAACCUGACACAAUGCAGACAGCCAUGUCCCAUAGCUAGCACCAGAGGAACACUGGCCAAUAAGAAUGUGAAUAUUAUGUGACUCCUUUAAUAUUUUCUUACAAAGCCACACUGGGACAUCCACACUGCAGAGCUCUUUUUCCUGUAAUUAAACUGCCAUUGUGGAACUGUCCUUCCCUCUAUGAUGAAUGAAUACAUUAAAAGCCUUAAUUAAAAACUGUAAUGGAACUUCAGAGACAAAACUGUAAAUCUUCACCAGGUAUAUAUACCAGAUUUCUUUUUUUAUGUAAAAAAAUCGAAUAUAUUAAAUUAAACGGUAUAUUAUGAGUACACUAUUAAUAAAUAAAAGAUUAUUAAAAAGAA
Messenger RNA from Conger conger (European conger), 2745 nucleotides. RefSeq names its product leucine rich repeat containing 71 (gene lrrc71). Gene Ontology annotation, molecular function: protein binding. Lineage: Eukaryota; Metazoa; Chordata; Actinopteri; Anguilliformes; Congridae. The record is from RefSeq and is a predicted model, not a curated record. The transcript has 17 exons. The coding region runs from base 343 to 1953 and encodes 536 amino acids.